Molecule: messenger RNA, 1421 nt
Organism: Cynoglossus semilaevis (tongue sole)
Lineage: Eukaryota; Metazoa; Chordata; Actinopteri; Pleuronectiformes; Cynoglossidae
Product: microphthalmia-associated transcription factor-like
Exons: 6
Biological process (GO): regulation of transcription by RNA polymerase II; melanocyte differentiation
Cellular component (GO): nucleus
Molecular function (GO): protein dimerization activity; DNA-binding transcription factor activity, RNA polymerase II-specific; RNA polymerase II cis-regulatory region sequence-specific DNA binding
Source: RefSeq, a predicted model, not a curated record
GUGCCGUCUCACCUGGAGAACCCUGCCAAGUAUCACAUCCAGCAGUCUCAUCGGCAGCAGGUCAGGCAGUAUCUCUCCACCAGCCUGGGGGGCAAAGCUGGCAACCAGUGUCCCAGUCAACCCCCCGAGCACGGCAUGCCACCUGGACCAGGCAGCAGCGCCCCCAACAGUCCCAUGGCCCUACUCACCCUCAGCUCCAACUGUGAAAAAGAAGUAAAUAUUUCCUUUUCCACAAAAGAUUAAGAUAAUCUUAAUUAAAAUUAUGUGAUUGAAAUGUGGAUUCACUUAUUACAGAUGGAUGAUGUCAUUGAUGACAUCAUUAGUUUGGAAUCUAGUUAUAACGACGAGGUUCUUGGACUGAUGGACCCAGGACUGCAAAUGAACAACCAACUCCCUGUGUCUGGAAGUCUUCUUGAUGUUUAUGGCAACCAAGGACUCCCCCUGCCUGGACUCACCAUGGGCAACUCCUGUUCACCCAACGUCAAAAGGGAAUACUCAGAUGCUGAGGUGCGAGCUCUCGCAAAAGAGAGACAAAAGAAGGACAAUCAUAAUUUAAUUGAGCGAAGAAGGAGAUUUAACAUCAACGACCGCAUCAAAGAGCUGGGAACUUUAAUCCCCAAGUCAAGUGAUCUAGACAUGCGCUGGAAUAAGGGCACUAUUCUAAAAGCCUCAGUGGACUACAUCAGGAAGCUGCAGCGGGAGCAGCAGAGAGCCAGGGAGCUGGAGUGCAGACAGAGGAAGAUGGAACAUGCAAACCGCCAUCUGAUGCUGCGCGUCCAGGAGCUGGAGAUCCAGGCUCGGGCUCAUGGUCUCACUGUGGUGUCGUCUCCACCUGUAUGCACAUCAGAAUUAUUGGCCCGGGCCAUUAAACAAGAGCCCAUCCUCGGUGACUGCCCAUCAGAGGUCUAUCGCUGUGGUUCACCACCAGACAUGUCCCCCCCAACAACACUGGACCUCAACAAUGGCACUAUCACCUUUGACCAGGUUUCUGUGGACAGUGGGGACAGUGGGCUGUAUGGAAACUCCAGGACGUGUAAAAUGAAGGAACUGGUGAGGAACAACAGCCUGUCUUCACUCUCGUCAAAUGACUUGCUGUCGUCUUUGUCUCCGGAGGGUUCCAACACCAUGAGCAGCCACCACUGCUCCAGCUCCAACAUGGAGGAGAAGGAGCCUGGCUGUUAACGCAGCGGCCGUCACACAGUUCACACGCAUCACAGACAACUGUAUGGUUAUUCAUUAAGAAUACAACAUUUUAAUUAAGCUUAAGUUAACUUUAACUGGUACGUUGAAUUUAUCCAGUCAAAUAUUUUUUUUAGUUUUUUACAUCAUGACAGAUAGAAGACUGAGAAACAGCACAGCAGAGAUUUAUAACAUUUACUGUAUGGAUGAAACAUUUUUAACAUACUUUUUUAUCUUUUGAU